This is a messenger RNA of Lotus japonicus, 2607 nucleotides long. Its product is annotated as pentatricopeptide repeat-containing protein At5g48910-like. Lineage: Eukaryota; Viridiplantae; Streptophyta; Magnoliopsida; Fabales; Fabaceae. The annotation marks the transcript as partial. The transcript has a single exon. Gene Ontology annotation, molecular function: RNA binding; protein binding. The record is from RefSeq and is a predicted model, not a curated record. Gene Ontology annotation, biological process: RNA modification.
GAGAGAGAUACAAACAAUUUUCUUUAUGUUGGCCAAUUUAACCAAACCCCUUCUUCGACUAAGGAGACACAUUUCAGAUCCUCAACCUUCAACACCGCCACUAUUUGCUUCCCUCCCACUGCGACCAUCACUGCUACAAAUCAAGCAAACGCCGUCGUUUCGGGCAAUGCCCGGUUCAUCCUUCACAUUCUCUCUCUACUCUCUCUCUCUUCCUUCACUCCCUUCCCACUCGAGUAUUGCAUCUCCAUCUUCAGCUCAAUCGAGUUCCCCACCGUCUUCGCCUUCAACAACAUGAUCCGCUGCCACGCCAAGGCAAACUCGCCGCCGUCAGAGUCGAUUGCCAUUUACUCCGCCAUGCUGCGGCGGCGGCGUUUCGUCAAGCCCAACCAGCAUACCUUCACCUUCGCUCUCCACGCGUGUACUAAACGCGCCGCCUCGGGAUUGGGCUCAGGGGUUCAGGUUCACGCCCAUGUGGUCAAGCUUGGUUUCGCGCGCGAUGUUUUCGUUCGGAACGCGUUGAUUCACUUGUACUGUGAGUGUGGUUCUAGCGUCGAGAGUUUCAAAAGGGUUUUCGAGGAAGAGGAAGAUACCCUUUGCAGUGAUGUGGUCACGUGGAACUCCGUGUUGGCUGGGUUGGUGAGGAACGGGGAGAUUCGUGAUGCGGAGAAAGUGUUUGAUGAAAUGCCUGAGAGAGAUGUUGUCUCGUGGAGCACUAUGAUAAUGGGGUAUGUCCAAAAUGGACUCUUGGAGGAUGGGUUGGAGUGUUUUAGUGUGAUGAGGGAGAAAGGGAUUAGACCCAAUGAGGCAGCAUUGGUUAGUGUUCUUUCAGCUUCGGCUCAGUUGGGUUUGUUAGAGUCUGGGAGGUUUGUUCAUUCCACCAUUGAGUCCUUGAAGUUUCGGAUAACUGUUCCCGUAGGAACUGCUCUGGUUGACAUGUAUGCGAAGUGUGGUUGCAUUGAGAAGUCGAGGGCGUUGUUUGAAUCGAUUUCAGGAAAGGAUAUAUGGACAUGGAAUGUCAUGAUUUGUGGGUUGGCUUCGCAUGGUCUUGCGAAGGAUGCGCUUGCGCUCUUUCACAAGUUCUUAAGUGAGGGUUUUAUUCCGGUGAAUGUGACUUUUGUUGGAGUCCUAAAUGCUUGUAGCAUGGGUGGUCUUGUUAGUGAAGGCAAGCGUUACUUUAACUUAAUGGUGGAUUGUUACGGCAUUCAACCUGAGAUGGAGCACUACGGGUGCAUGGUUGAUCUCCUGGCUCGUGCUGGUUUAGUGGAUGAAGCCGUUCACUUGAUUGAAACGAUGACAGUAGAACCGGACCCUGUACUGUGGGCAACACUGCUUGAUGCGUGUAAGGUUCAUGGGUUUGUGGAUAUGGGUGAGAAGAUUGGAAAUAAGUUGAUACAGUUGGAUCCAAUGCAUGAUGGGCAUUAUGUACAGUUAGCUGGAAUCUACGCGAAAGCAAGAAAAUGGGAAGAUGUAGUUAGAGUUCGUAAAUUAAUGAUUGAGAAAGUCAGCAAGAAAGUUGCAGGUUGGAGUUUGGUUGAACUGGAGGGUGGAAUUCAUCACUUUGUUGCAGGGGACAAAGACCAUGACUGUUCUUCAGACAUAUACAGAAUGCUUGAAACAAUAGGACAGGGGAUAACUGCAGCUGGUUACCCAUCAGUACAUCUUACCUGUGUUGCAUGAUACAGGAGAAGAAAAAUGUGAUUGUUCACUAUCAGUGUACUAGAAUGUAUGUUAUGACAGACACUAAAAAAUUAAAAUAAAUUUGCAAAAUAAAAAGGACGGUACAACUCUCUAAAUUAGAAAAGACUCACUUGGUCUAGGUAUGGCAACAGAUUUGACAAUGAAUAGUUUUGUUUUGCAUGAUUUCCUCCAUUCUCAUAUAGCUCUUACCCUUCAAUUACAAACCCCAGCACCCAACACAACUUCGUCCCCUCUCUUUCAUCACCAUUCACCUACCAUAUUACUCCACACCGUUCCUUCUCCCCUACUCUACACACUUGACACCAAAACUAACUCCUUCACUUAACGCACUCAAUGCACCUCAUCUUCCUGCGCUACCCGCCAUCUUCAGCUCUUCACACACACACACACACUACCCGCCAUCUUCAGCUCUUCACACACACACACACACGCCAAAGAUUCGCCCACUCACAACUUGCAUGCAUGUAACCAGAAUUCAAACACUCAGGAAAGGGAUUAUUAGCCAAAAUCUUUAGUCAAAGCAUUUGAGAUUUCACUUCAGCUAGUAGUCAUUAACACAGGUGUCAGUAGGCUUUUGACCUGAAUAUCCAAUAUUUAUGUCCAAUGAAAUAUAGUAAGUCAUAGCUUGGGGCUUCCCAUGUUCAUGAUAAUCAGAGUCUGCAUAAUUGUUUAUCAACAAUAGAAAUAUCUGUUCUAGAGGAUUGAAUCGCGCUUCUUGAACUUCUUGUGGCAUGGUAUUUGGUCUGGUAUGGGCGGAUCAAUGUAACUAAUAAUUGGGCUGACCAAACUUAUGUAUCAAAUGGGCCGGGUAACCCAUGAUCCAACCGGAUUGAAACCCAAGCUAUAAAUAACAGGCACCGCCCAAGCGGCGAGGGGACCUAUCAUUUCACGCAAUUUUUUUAGUUUUCA